Durusdinium trenchii is the source of this 1875-nucleotide messenger RNA. Lineage: Eukaryota; Dinophyceae; Suessiales; Symbiodiniaceae. The record is from the annotation of a GenBank genome assembly.
CCUCGCUCUCCACGUGCGUCUCCCCCCGUUUCGCUGUGCCGCGGCGGGUUCCUCCGCGUGGCGUGGAGCCGCCAUGCAUCCCUUGCGUCCGGGUGUCGUGCAGACACAGAAGGACCUGGAGGCCGCGAACAUGCUGCGGAGCCGCUUACAAGGCUUCGGUGGGGUGGCGCCGGCGCAUCUCCCGGGCCACGACAUCAUCAACUUCCUCCAGCAGGUGGCCACUGGAGGCAGCUCGGCGGCCGCACCGACGCCCAAGGUCGCCCCCAUCGUCGUGCCCGCCGUGGUCGCGCCGACCACGGUGCCAGCGCCGCGUUCGGGGGGCCCAAAGCAGAAAGGAGCGCAGCAUAGGGCGCUUCGGGGCGAAAAAGGGAUUUUGGUUUUGGAGCCACAAAUAGUCCACAGAAUCAGAAUUACUGAUCAUGGAGUGUCCAUGGGUCUCGCCGAAACCGGGUCUCGACCGAUCCGAACCCUUCGGACACCGGUGCACGACACCGAUCUCGACCGUUUUGGGGUCGUCGUACUCGUGCGACCGAGGGGACGGCAAGCUGAGAUCACAGCAACGCCGUUCUUGAUGAAUAUACCAACCGGCCUGUUCGUGUCUAUCAGUCGCCGAAAAGAGGAUCAGUCAGACCCUGAGAGGUAUUGGGCACAGAAGACCACAUGGGUUGAGGAGUGAUUUCCGGGUUGAGGAGUUCAAUUCGCAUGGGACAAGUUGUUGAACGUGCAGAUGCGCGAGUCACUGCAAGUCUGCGUGUGUUUUCUUCAGCUGGGAGAUUGGUAAUGUCAUGAUUUGCUGUACUUCACUCGCUGCUUCCCAAUUGUUGAGACCUUUCUUGCACCGGCUGACUUUGCUUACAAUACAACAUAAUACAACCAAUUUUGAACUAAACUAUGGCCAUGGCAUGUAUUGUAUUGUAUUGCUGGAUGAACUACUACGGUCACUUUGGAUGGUGAUAGUGAUCCGUGACCUCUAAGAACUUCAGCUGGGCUGCCCAGCUGCAUCGUCAGGUGCGCCAGUGGCCCCACAUGCGCACCCCGGUGGACAUCAUGCGCCGUGGCACGCAGCUCAUGGCGUGGCGGAAGGUUUCGCUGCCACGCCGACACCCUCGCCUGCCUCGCCGCCUGCGCCGACAGCGCCAGGGCCUACCUUUAGCAAGGCCACACCGGUGCCGCCGCCGAAGACUCUCACCGACGAGCGUGAACGCUCGUCCUCGACCCGUGCAAGCGCCACGGACGAGGACCUGGCGCAGGCGCUGUCCAGCCACCUGCAGAACCCCUCAGGGGCACCCACUGCGGAACUGCUCCAGGCCUUAGCGAGGGCCGCCCAUCUGGAAGAUGAGGAGGUUCCCAAGCCGCCGGCCUUUGAUUCCUGGGAGACCCAGGUGGCCUCCCCACCUCCCCCGCCGGAGGGGGAGCCCGGGCCGUCGCUGAGGGCCCAGGAGCCGCCCCCGCCGCCGGACGAGCCGAGCUUCGGGGGUCGCGCCGCACGGCACGGAGCCUUGAAUCAGCUCGCCCGGAACGCUGUAACUGCGGCAGGCAGUUCGGUGGAGGCCCAGGCCGCUGCAAAGGCAGCUGUGGAGCAUUUAAUGAAGUCGCUGGAGGGGAAGACUCCGGCAGAGCUCCUGGAAGCUGAUGCAGGAUCGUUGGAUGGUGAAGGGCACGAUGCCAGUGCUCGCGCUGUGGCCAUCGCGGCCGCGGGGCCGGAGACCUGCACCUUUCGCUAUGACCUCACGCCCAACGACGACGCCGAGGCCACCUUCAGGAACAUUCGAAGACGGAUUGAAUUGGAGAUGAGUGACGGCUGUGUGGUGCAGAUCAGUCUUCAAAUGGUGAGGCGACCUGCGCAGAGAUAGGCCUUCUCACUCCGGCUUCGGA